UCUUCUCCGCUAGUACGGUAAACUCCUCUGCCUGCUCUCACCUGAACCUCUUACUCGCCACGCACCUGUUCCGCAUCACACUCACCUGCUCCCUCAUCGCCACCAGGCUGAGAGAAGUCAACGGAAAAAAAGCGAAGUCCCGAAGUUAAAGAAAGGAAGUCGGCAAGUCUCGCAGUGAAAGGAAAGGUACCGAAGUCCUGCCUGAAGAAGAGGAAUUACCAAGCCCAAGAGUGGAAGGAAAAAAGUUAACUAAGUCCUAAAGAAGAAAAGAAGCUCAAGAAAUCAGAAAAAUAAAGGUUACUAAAUAAAGUCAAAACAUCACGUCUCAAGCCCAGAAAGUGACAUUGCACAUCGUAAAUCAGUCUAGCGCAUCACGCAAGCAGCAUUUGAGACUGUGUGAGGAUGCAGCCCCGUAAUGUGGUCCCUCUGUGGGUGCUGGCCAGUUUACUCAUGUGGGUGGAAGCGGACGCCGAGCCACUUAGGGUUGACUGCAACAGAACCAUUCUCAGCAUCACGAUUUUUUGCACGAUUGAGGUGCAUCACACAGGGUCACUGCCUAACCGCUAUUCCACGGAGGCGGACAAAGAACAGCUUAAGAGACAGAUAUGCCCAUGCAAGGACUUCGAAGUGCACGGCGCCUGCCCCACCUUCAUUCGCAACCUUGCCAAGAGGUAAAUGGGUGGAUACAGGGCGUGGGGGCGUGUGACGAUGUGGAGCACCCUGGCGCGGAGUGGUGAGGCUUGGCGGUGAACUGUGACAGGUAUUCACGAGAGGAAAGCGGGGCAAGAAUAUGAUCUUAAUUGAAAAUUUAAAGACUAGAAAUAGUAAUAAAAAGGUUUUAUAAAGGAAUCUACAUGUCAAAAACAGAAAACAGAGAACUGCGAAAGAUCAAGUUCGAGGGGCAGCUGGUGCAGGCGGCACAGGGCGUCAUAGAGCGCCUGCUGGUUUGCGUCACACGCUGCCGCCCCAUCAUGAACAGCUACAUAGGGCCAGAGACCGUGCGAUACUGUGUAGAGGCCACGCGUGCCCUUACGGAGCUGUCCUCCAGCGUCCUGCAAGGCCUGCCGACCCCGAACUACACCACGGAGAUGAUUAGGGACUUCCGCAAGCGUGGCACGAGGAUGGUGAUCGACCUGCUGCAGGACCACUUUGUGGAGAGAGUGGUGAUGCACCAGGACCCCCACGUGGGGGCCACGAUGCUGACGGCUGUGGUGUGUCUGCUAGAGCAGGAGGGCGUGGCGCGGGACGAGGCCGUGGGGCGCAUCCUUGAUAGCAUCCUCCUCGUGUUAGGCCAGACAGACUACUUGCCGGAAUAUAUUUUGAACUACUUAGAAGCUGAGCAAACCUACAAUGACGAAGUGACGGUCUACAACACUCUGCACGGCGCCCUGCUGGGAGACCUUGAGGACGCCCUCGACCGCCCCCCGCUGCUAGCCCCGACACGCCGCCCUCACCGCCCUAAUGUAAACUGCUCUUAUCACUGGCGCUGCUUGCUGAUACGGUGAAUAAAUAGAUGCUUACAAGCGUGGACACACUCAGCCAGACGCUGCCUACCUUCCCGCAUUACUCUCGUUGCGAGGGGACGCGUCACCACUGACGGGCAGCAGCAGCCAUACAAGCCAAGCUAUGGGACAUGUGCCUAAUAAAUCACAGCUUCGCGGUAACUCAUGCCAACAACAACUAUCACGUCAGUUUCUUAUUACACCACUGCUCCAGUUACUCUUUCGUCUUUGCUUUCUUUGCCUCAUAAAUAAA
This is a messenger RNA of Scylla paramamosain (green mud crab), 1755 nucleotides long. RefSeq lists its product as uncharacterized. The coding region runs from base 855 to 1505 and encodes 216 amino acids. The transcript has 3 exons. NCBI's taxonomy places the organism in Eukaryota, Metazoa, Arthropoda, Malacostraca, Decapoda, Portunidae. The record is from RefSeq and is a predicted model, not a curated record.